Cannabis sativa is the source of this 1843-nucleotide messenger RNA. Its product is annotated as homeobox protein knotted-1-like 2. Bases 213 to 1460 code for a protein of 415 amino acids. Gene Ontology annotation, molecular function: DNA-binding transcription factor activity, RNA polymerase II-specific; DNA binding. NCBI's taxonomy places the organism in Eukaryota, Viridiplantae, Streptophyta, Magnoliopsida, Rosales, Cannabaceae. Gene Ontology annotation, cellular component: nucleus. The transcript is spliced from 7 exons. The record is from RefSeq and is a predicted model, not a curated record. Gene Ontology annotation, biological process: regulation of DNA-templated transcription.
GGCUUGGUUGCUUUAAGGAAUUUUUAAAAUAUUUAUUUUUCUCCCAACAAAAGAAAGUCUUGUCAGCCAACGAAGACCAGAAGCGCGCGGUUGCCGGCAAACCCCUCCGUCUCUGUCUCUGUCUCUCUCGCGCGCGGCCAUAACAAAAAGAAACCAAAGUCAAGUCAAGCUCUCAUCUCUGGUGAUCUCAUCUCCAUUUCCUAGGGCCGGUGAUGAAUACUAAUAAUAAUCAAAUGGAGGAGAGCACAGGGUCUGGUGGAAGGGGGAAUUUCCUUUAUUCAUCCAUAAAUAGUAUGGGAGGUGGUAAUAAUAGUAAUUACGGGAGAGGAAAUCAUGAUCAUCGUCAAUUGUCGGUCAACAGUUUUCAUCUUCAGUCAACCACUGCUGGAGGAGAUCACUGUAGUACUGGUGGUUUUCCUCCUCCUCAUCCUCAAUCUCAUCAUAAUCUUAAUAAUCCUCAUCAGCCUAUAGUGAAAACUGAAGCAACCACUUCACAUCAUCACCAUAAUCAACAUGUUCAGAAAUUUCACUACGAUCCUAAUCUAAUGACUACUCGAGAUCAUCAUCAUCAGACGGUUCAGCACCAAGUACUUCAUCAUCAGUUGCCAGAAAGUCAAGAAGAUCACGAUCAACCUCAACACCACCGCUCUAUCAAAGAAGUUGAAACCAUUAAAGAUAAGAUCAUUGCUCACCCUCAGUACUCCAAUCUCUUGGAAGCUUACAUGGAUUGCCAAAAGGUUGGUGCUCCGCCUGAUGUGGUGGCUCGGCUCGGAGCGGCUCGUCAGGAUUUUGAGUCGCGGCAGCGAUCUCUAGUUAGCUCUAGAGACUCUUCGAAAGACCCAGAACUCGAUCAAUUUAUGGAAGCUUAUUACGAUUUGUUGGUAAAGUAUCGGGACGAACUGACUAGGCCCAUUCAAGAAGCCAUGGAUUUCAUGCGAAGAAUCGAAACUCAGCUUAACAUGCUCAACAAUGGUGGUCCUGUACGGAUCUUCACUUCCGAGGUUGAGAAAUGUGAAGGGGUGGGUUCAUCGGAGGAGGAUCAGGACAACAGUGGUGGGGAAACGGAAGUAGCAGAAAUAGAUCCACGUGCUGAAGACAGAGAGCUAAAGAACCACCUAUUGAGGAAAUACAGUGGUUACUUGAGUGGGCUUAAGCAAGAACUCUCCAAGAAAAAGAAAAAAGGUAAAUUGCCUAAAGAUGCUAGGCAGAAGCUUCUCAAUUGGUGGGAGUUACACUACAAGUGGCCUUAUCCUUCGGAGACAGAGAAGGUGGCUUUGGCGGAGUCAACUGGUUUGGAUCAGAAACAAAUAAAUAAUUGGUUCAUAAAUCAAAGGAAGAGACACUGGAAGCCUUCUGAAGAUAUGCAGUUCAUGGUUAUGGAUGGUCUGCACCCACAAAAUGCCGCUCUCUACAUGGAUGGUCACUACAUGGGCGACGGCCAUUACCGUCUUGGGCCAUAGUACAAAUGCUGCUGCUGCAUGCCUUUUCUUCUUCAUCUCUUCUGACAAUAAUUCUAUAAUUCUAUAUAUAUAAAUAUAUAAAUAUAUAUAUUAUAUUUAUAUAGUGAUCAAGAAUUUUUAGCUGGCUAGCUUGAAAAAUUAAGCUGAGCUAGUUAAUUAUUUGAUAUUUCUUCUUAAGGCAGGUAUAGUUGAACUUAGCUUUUCAGUUAUAGUGUUUUGUGAUUUUAAGUAACACGAAGUUAUGGAACGUUCUAUAUUCCAAUUUGAUUUUUGUGUUUUAUGUUAUGUAUGGGAUAUGUGGACUAAAUAUAUAUUACAUCGUUUCAUAUACUGCAUGUUAAAGAAAAAUAAAGGUGACUUUUAUUCAAGCUACUAUUAUUUAA